Messenger RNA from Pocillopora verrucosa, 729 nucleotides. NCBI's taxonomy places the organism in Eukaryota, Metazoa, Cnidaria, Anthozoa, Scleractinia, Pocilloporidae. The record is from RefSeq and is a predicted model, not a curated record.
AUGCUUGUGGGAGGAUUCUGCACAGUGAACGAGUUUUAUUAUUAUGGAUGGUUUUGUAACAUUUGGAGGUCUGACUGGCCCCGCUACGUAUCAUUUAUGCGAUUAGCUGUUUUUUAUAUCUUCCUUGUCAGUUCCUUAACAAAUAUCACUGUCAUUUCUUUAGAGAGGCUGCAUGCAACGCUUUGGCCGUUCAAACAUCGUGUUUUGAAGUUGUGGAUUUACAAAAUCGUUAUCACUUUUGUUUGGAUCUUAGCUGGGUUUAUCUCAUUUGUCAAUGUCGCUCUUAUAAAUUUUGGAAAAUGGUCAGAUUACGUUUAUUUCUGGAACUCGUAUAACGCAUUUUGCUUACUUGUAAUUUGGUUUUCGUACGCUCUAAUUUUUUUCAAGGUUCAUUUAGGAUCGCAGGUCUUGCACCAUGGUGCUGCUGCUAGAGAGAGAAGACUUACAGUGACUUUGUUUAUCGUUACAAUUCUGUCUCUAGCCUUGUGGCUUCCUUACAUUGUAAACAUUUUUGUCAAUUAUUCCACUGAUUACGCUACGUUGUUACCCGGACUUAUGUAUUUUCACCUAGAAUCCUCUUUCAUCCUUUUUUUUCAUACAAACUCCCUUGUUAAUCCUAUUUUAUAUCUGAUUAGAAUACCAGGCUUUAGGAGAGCUGCUAUCGCCUUAUUUAAAUCACGAUGUCGACAGCAAAGACAGAUUCAAGUUUUUCCUCUUCGUGAAGUCUAA